GAAAGUCGAAAGCUAGCUGUCUCCUGAGCACGAAUACUGAGUUGUUCUUGCAAUGACUGAAUGAGCGAGGCAGUUAGGCUUGCUUUGUGCUUCAUUGUUUCCGAACAAAAGCUAGCCGAUUAGGUCUGCGCCGCCAUCUCUAUCUUUAGAUCAGCGGUUCUUCCCCUCUCUGUACAUUUUUUUCAAUAUGGCGAUCUGUAAAUUUUUCCUCGAGGGAAAAUGUAAAUUUGGAGACGCUUGUCGAAAUCAGCAUCCAGCUAACACUGGGUAUGGAAAUUCUUUUACACAACACCGAGGUGGUGUCGGUGGUGGACAGGCAGGCGGUCGCGGGUACAAUGCUCCACAGCAGCACCACCAACAGCAGCAGCAAAAUGCCUAUGGCGGUGGUGGUGGCGGCGGCGGUGGUGGUAGGGGAGGCAACCCAUUUCAGUCCUGGUCCGGUAACCAGCAGGGAAUGAACGCCGGUGGUUAUCAGCGCCAUUCUCAAGCCGGCGGCCACCAACAGAUGGGUGGUGGUGGGGGAGGAUUUCAGCGAGGUGGUGGCGGAGGAGGAGGAUUUCAGCGUGGUGGUGGCGGCGGAGGAGGAGGAUUUCAGCGAGGUGGUGGUGGCGGUGGCCAUGAUCAGAGGUCCAAAGGUGGGAAUCAGGCUGCCGUUGGAACGCAAAAUCCGUUCAAUGUCCUGACCAAGCUUAGCAGCGAUGGAAAUGUCCAGACCCAUCAACAGCAGCGACAGCCCUUUGCCACUGGUGCGACCUCGAACAAUUUCUUUCAGGCGCAGCAGCAGCAGCGACAACAGGUAGUGCCCAAUGCAGGCACAAAUUGGGUGAACCAAUCUCAACAGCAGCAGCAACGGCAACAGCAACCUGCAGCUGCUGGGGGCAAGUCAAAGGGACCGUUGUCCUACGAGGAACUCGUUGGUGUUGUAAGCAAUGACAUGAAGCUAUGGAAAGAUGGCAGCGUGUGGCCGCUGUCUUGCUACACCUUUGCCAAGGGACAGCCUAGCUUAGAAGGUUUGGAUGAUUUGUCGUUCGAAGAGGCACGCUUGGGUUGGCUCAAAGCUACGGUUGCCAACACUCUUCCGCAAUAUACCGCCGAACUAACUGAAGCUGUGCGUAAGCAAGGUCACGUCCGUCAGCUCUAUGCCGCUGGAGAUGCCAGUGUUCAGCCUGUUCUGGCCCAGGCAUUGCAGCGAUAUAAUACCAGCCUUCAGUCUCCACAGCAGCUACCUGCUGGCAGCCUGCAAACCCCACUCCAGCAGCAGCAAGGAGCAGGUAGCUUCUUCAACUCCGGCCUAACGCCAUUUCAAUCUGCGCCCGGCCAAGGCCAGCAGCUUUUCCAGAAAACGUCGACGCCGAUCACAGACGCUCAGGCAGCAGCACCCCUCUCUAACCCAUUCUUAUCGGCGAGGAAGCCUGAAGGUGGUGGACUGCUGCAACAGACAUCGUCUUCAUCAGCAUCUGAUCAGAUGUCCAGUGAUUCGUCCCUUCCCAAGGCAACUGAAGCUCAACUGGAAGUCUUCCGCAAGUGCCAGUAUCAGCUGGGUGAAAUCCCGGAAGUGCCGCCACCGCAACAAGUGUGUUAGGUGACUGGCAGUCUAUGACCAAAAGGCUACGUCACUAGAGAUGCAUGACACUAUUAUGGCAAUGCCAGUACUGUGUGUGUGUGUGUGUGUGUGUGUGUGUGUGUGUGUGUGUGUGUGUGUGUGUGUGUGUGUGUGUGUGUGUGCGUGUGUGUGUGUGUGUGCCCUUGUGUGUGUCCUCGCUCCUCUUCCCUGCUGAUACAUCCAUCCGGCUGCUGCUGUUAAUAUGUUGAUGAGUCUCUGGUCUUUCUGUUUCUAAAUACUUCGCUGGUGAACAUUAUCUGUACAUAGCAUCCACCGCUGUGGCAAUUCUGAACAUAGGUUUUUUUCAAUAUCGUGAAUAGACUUGCUAAAUGUGCGUGAACAAAGUUGCUUGCAUAAUGCAAUUGGGGCUUUCUUGAACAUACUGCCCCCAACUUGAAGCAAGCUAUUUUGAGUGUACACAUUUCAUUGUCUUGUACAGUUUGAACAUUCGUAAUGCAUGUACAUGCUUGUAGUAUUCACUUUUUAACUCUCUCCUGCACUUUGCUGUUGCUGCUGCUGCUACCGCCAGUGUACGUGACUUGAUGCUUGGAGUCCAGUGCUUGAGACUACUGCGCUAUACUGAUUUUGGCAUGGGUCUAUGCAUUGCUGGCCCUGCCGUUCUCACUACGUUUAGGCAUUUUUUUUAUUGCACCCUCUGCUGGCA
Molecule: messenger RNA, 2267 nt
Organism: Sycon ciliatum
Lineage: Eukaryota; Metazoa; Porifera; Calcarea; Leucosolenida; Sycettidae
Product: AT-rich interactive domain-containing protein 1B-like
Exons: 10
Coding region: 188-1582 (464 amino acids)
Molecular function (GO): metal ion binding
Source: RefSeq, a predicted model, not a curated record